CGGUGGGCGGAGCCGGAGGCUGUCCCAGCCGGAGACGCCGGGCGCUGUGUGGAUGGCGGGGCCAGUGAAGGACCGCGAGGCCUUUCAGAGGCUUAACUUCCUUUACCAGGCCGCCCACUGUGUGCUCGCGCAGGACCCGGAGAACCAGGCGCUGGCGAGGUUUUACUGCCACACGGAGCGGACCAUCGCGAAACGGCUGGUCCUGCGGCGGGACCCCUCGGUGAAGAGGACCCUGUGUCGCGGCUGCUCUUCCCUGCUCGUCCCGGGCCUCACCUGCACGCAGCGCCAGAGACGCCGCAAGGGGCAGCGCUGGACAGUGCAGACCUGCCUGACAUGCCAGCGCAGCCAGCGGUUCCUCAACGAUCCCAGGCACGUGCUCUGGGGAGACCGGCCUGAGGCGCAGCUGGGGAACCAAGCAGAUCCCAAACCUGCACAGCCUCUGCCAGACACGGCCAACUCCAUUCCGGCCCCGCUGCCGGAGGAGGCAGCGCAGACCCAGAGCUCCAGGCCCCAGUGAUGCGUUACCCCUGAAGCCCAAGUAAAUACAUUUAACUCUG
This is a messenger RNA of Ochotona curzoniae (black-lipped pika), 557 nucleotides long. It is a transcript of the gene RPP21, whose product is annotated as ribonuclease P/MRP subunit p21. Lineage: Eukaryota; Metazoa; Chordata; Mammalia; Lagomorpha; Ochotonidae. Gene Ontology annotation, biological process: tRNA processing. The record is from RefSeq and is a predicted model, not a curated record. Bases 53 to 517 code for a protein of 154 amino acids. Gene Ontology annotation, cellular component: nucleolar ribonuclease P complex. The transcript has 5 exons.